Messenger RNA from Gopherus evgoodei (Goodes thornscrub tortoise), 1284 nucleotides. RefSeq names its product adiponectin, C1Q and collagen domain containing (gene ADIPOQ). Gene Ontology annotation, molecular function: protein binding. NCBI's taxonomy places the organism in Eukaryota, Metazoa, Chordata, Testudines, Testudinidae. The record is from RefSeq and is a predicted model, not a curated record.
UGUGGUGGCAUGACUAUUCUCUCGACUGCAUUUCUAAAGGGACUGCAGCGAACCAGCCAGGACUCUAAAGCUGCUGAGUUCACAAUGAAACUGGUGCCAAACCUCCUUCUUUGCUUGCUGCUACUGGUGAAACUGUAUCAUACUGAAACAGCAGAUGAAGAACCACAGCCACCUAAAGAGCCUUGUGCAAAUUGGAUGGGAGGAGCACCAGGAUACCCAGGCCACAACGGCGUCCCAGGCAGAGAUGGAAAGGAUGGGAAAGACGGGCAAAAGGGAGACAAUGGAGAGCCAGGUGAGCCAGGCCCCAAAGGGGAUACUGGAGAGGUAGGAGCUCCUGGCACUGAAGGCCCAAGAGGAUUUCCAGGAAUCCCAGGGAUGAAAGGGGAGAAGGGAGAAGGUGCUUAUGUUUGAUCGGCUUUCAGUGUUGGGCACAGCAGAGCCCCUGUCCCCAACAUUCCCAUCAGAUUCACAAAAAUCUUCUACAACGAACAACAUCACUACGAUGAAACCACGGGGAAGUUCCGCUGCAGCAUCCCAGGCCUGUACUAUUUCACAUACCACCUCACUGUGUAUUUAACAGAUGUGAAAGUCAGUCUGUACAAGAAGGACAAGGCAGUGCUAUUCACCUAUGAUCAGUUCCAGAAAAACAAUGUCGACCAAGCUUCCGGGUCUGUUUUGCUUCACCUGAGUGCCGGAGAAGAAGUUUGGCUUCAAGUGUAUGGAGAAGAAGAAAAAGAAAACAAUGGUGUCUAUGCUGAUAAUAUCAAUGAUUCUACUUUCACGGGUUUCCUCCUUUAUCCAGACUUGGAUCUUCAUUAAAGUGUGAGUCCAGUACAUGAGGGAAGAAAGGAAGGAUUAGCCAAGGAAUUGAUUUGCGAACACUCUAGGUUUUCCUAAGCACUAUUUCCACACUGUGAUUACUAGCAAACAGUGUUUUGUAGGGCUUUAGACUAGGUAUUAUAAUCACAUGAAUGAAAUCCUGGCCCCAUUGAAAUCAAUGGGAGUUUUUCCAUUGACUUCAGUGGGGCUAUAAUUUCACCCCACAUCACCACUUCUGCCCUCUUUCCAAACUCUGAGCCCAAAUAUCAAUACAGUCACUAAAGAAAUAGACAGAGAUAACAUAGCGUCUAGUCCACUGGGCUCCUGUUCCAUGACAGAGGCUCCUAAGUGCUAUGAUAAUUCAAUAAUAAAUAUAAUCAUAAAUAAUACAGCUCCUUGAAAUAUUUUUGAAAUUCACAGUUUUGACAAAUUUUGAAUGUCAAUGACAAAAUUCACAAUUUAGAG